This is a messenger RNA of Drosophila grimshawi, 1319 nucleotides long. Its product is annotated as homeotic protein female sterile. The record is from RefSeq and is a predicted model, not a curated record. The coding region runs from base 168 to 1319 and encodes 383 amino acids. The transcript is spliced from 4 exons. Lineage: Eukaryota; Metazoa; Arthropoda; Insecta; Diptera; Drosophilidae.
AUAAAAGGAAAACCGAGCUGCGAAGCAAAAAAGUCGCUUGUUGGCCAACGUUACGUGCAUAGUUCAAUUGAAGGUGAAAUCUCAGACAGAGAGAGAGAGAGAGAGAGAGAGAAGAGAGACACUUAUUUGUUGUUGUUGUGUGUGUGUGUGUGUGGAGGGCCUCCAAUAUGUCCAGCAGCCAUUCCGGCACAAUUGGCCGUAAGCGCGUCGGCAGCGGCAGUGCGGUUGGCAGCGAGUUUUACUACGGGAAUGCGGCGAGUGGGUCAGCAGCGAGCGGUGCCGGCUCAGCGCAUAACGGUGAACAUCAGCUGAGACGUCAACGGUCCGCCGAGUGGCACAGCCAUCGGCAUGGUCACGGACACGGACAUGGACACGGUCUGGGCCUGGGCCUGGGCAUGGGCAUGGGGAUGGGGAUGGGCUAUGGCAGCAGCAGCGAGGAUGAAUAUCAAAACACCGCCCAGGCAACCGCCUUCGAUACACAGCUGCUGGCCCAGCUGCUGUUGCAGAGUCAGCAAUUGGCAAGUAUGGAGCAUUAUAACUCAGAUUGCGAACCGGAAUAUUUGCGGCAGAGAAGCGCUCGUCGCAGCGCCGACGCCGGCCAAAUGAUGGAGGUGACUUACGCACAGCCGCAUUCCAGAACCGCAGCAGCAGCAGCAGCAGCAGCAGCUGAGACGUCACAGUCGUCAAUAAAAUUGCCAACGGUAUCAGCGAGCACCGUUAAAUAUCAAUCGAAUGCAAAUCUGGGACUUUUUCCCCAGCCCCCCAAUCCGGGCAACAUGAGCAGCAGCAGCAGCAGCACGCUUACUGCAACGGGAACUGGAACAGUAAAUGGAACUGGAGCGCGCAGUACAAAUCCCUUUCUCAAUGCCAAAUAUUCCAAUGAGGAAGUGCAGCAACAGGAUGCAGCAGCAUCAGCAGCAGCAGCAGCCGGCAUGACCAGCUCCUCCUCCGGCACCUCCGCCCUCUCCGUCAAUCGCAGCGACAAAUCCCAACAGCUGCUAGCAGCAGCAGCAGCAACAAUAACGGGAAAAACUGCCGAACAAGAUUUGACAGAGUUUGGUGACGGCUGCAGCAGCGGCGGUGAAUCAGAGCCGCCGCCAGAGCCAGCGCCGCCCGAGAUACCGCCGCGCACCCAAUCGCUACUGAUGUCCUUGCGCAAGCACUCCGACUAUAAGCUCAAAUACGAGGAAAAGGGGGACCAAAAACAUGAGGAAUUUAUACCAACCAGCCAGCUGCAGAAGGAUUAUAUAAUCAGCGAUAAUCUUCGCACAGUGGAGCAGCAAUUGAAACCCAUUUCACCCGGCGAUACAAAUGGGUGA